Drosophila subobscura is the source of this 3734-nucleotide messenger RNA. RefSeq names its product nuclear pore complex protein Nup133 (gene Nup133). NCBI's taxonomy places the organism in Eukaryota, Metazoa, Arthropoda, Insecta, Diptera, Drosophilidae. The record is from RefSeq and is a predicted model, not a curated record. Bases 84 to 3674 code for a protein of 1196 amino acids. Gene Ontology annotation, molecular function: protein binding; structural constituent of nuclear pore. The transcript is spliced from 9 exons. Gene Ontology annotation, cellular component: nuclear pore outer ring. Gene Ontology annotation, biological process: transcription-dependent tethering of RNA polymerase II gene DNA at nuclear periphery; protein import into nucleus; poly(A)+ mRNA export from nucleus.
UUGUUUUUAUCGCGUGAAACAAAUAAAUACAUGUUGUCUUUAUAAGUAAUAGUAUCAUAGCAAUCAUAUUAAAUAAUUAAAUAAUGGAUAGAACCAUGCAAAAGCAGCUAUACGGAAUGGCGCGCGAGUCAUCACCAGGAUUUCGCCGGGUGGGUUCGCCGGCAGCCGACAGCACGCGAAAAUCAUUUUUUGGCGGCAACCCGAGCUGCAGCCCAAUGUCAGGAGGCUUGAAGAAGACGGCAUUGAGCAACAGCCGGCUUAGUUUGUCUGUGCGUUCCACUCAGUCGAUACCCGGCAUCCGGUCGGACUAUAAUGUUGUGGAGAGCUUUGGCUUCCCCCUGCCCGUCGUUGUGAACGAGGCCCUGACGUUUGUGGGAGCUGCUGCGGGAAGCGUUUCUGCAAAGGUUGCCCAGAAUGGUUGGGCAUGGGUUGUGCACGGCCGCCGACUGCUGAUUUGGCAGUACAAAGAGUCGUCCAAGCAGACUUCGCCUCGCAAUGCCAAGCAUCCCAGGAGGGGAGGCGGCUUGUCGCAGUGCCGCGAGCUGCAGCUGCCCUACUCCGAUUUGUUGUACAACAGCGAGUUGAUUAGUGUAUUCCAGACAGAGGGUCAGCAAAUGGCCUCCUGCAUAGCCGUCUCUGCCACCGGAGAUGUGCGCUAUUGGUCGUCCAUUGCCCAUGAUGGGAACAAUGUGAAUCUGGCAAUCAUGGCCGGCCAGGACUUUGUUCAGCUGAUCACUCUGCCCGCGCAGCAGGGCUACCUUGCUGUGACGACGACCUGCAAUUUGGUUUUCCUCAAAGUAGCCCUCACCAAUGGCCGGUACACGCUGCACCAGAAGAUUAUUAAGCCGGCAACCAGUUUACUUGGUGGAUUUGGCAAGAAAUUCGCCUCCAUGUUGAUUGGAAUGAACACGGGCGGCGACAAGGAUCCGCUCUUGGUUGGCGUGUGCUGUGAGAGAAACUCGUCUGAGGGUGAAACGGUUGUGGCUGUGCUCUCGGAUCGUUCGAUCCAGCGCUGGAGUCUGUCAAACAAGGGGAACCAAGAAAGUUUGCUCUACGAGGAUGCCGAGUUGGUGCGCAAGAUUCGCGAAGAGUUUAAGCAAAAAUUCUGGAAUAUCCGUCUGCCCGCGGACAAUGUGGAACUCGAGCUGCAGCUGCUGGACUUCCACAUCGUUAAUGAGAAGGCUUACAUACUGGCCGGAGCUGUGAACGCUGUCCAUGCACCACAAAUGUGCUAUGCCGUUGCUGUGGCCAGUGCCCAAGCGGACAGCAUGCUGCUGGAGUCAUUCACGCCACUGAAGUUCAACAAAUUCUACAGCGCCAAGACCAAAGAGGAUUGCGUCAGUCUGCGCUUCAUUAUAGGCAGCAGCCACAUCUACCUCUACACCCCAAAGGUGGUCUAUCCGUUGCUCUUGUCCAAUGCCGUGCCCACAGCUGAACUGGAGGCGGAGAAGAUUGAGUUCCAUCUGCACGACGAUCGAAUCCUUUGCGCCUCCGUCUGCAGUCGCCUUCCGCUGUUUUUUAGCCGCACCCACGGACUGGUUUCCAUCACGCCCGGCGAUUUUGAUGCCAACGAACUGCACAAUAUGAGCUCCUGCAAUACGCCGGAUCUGUUCUCUCCAUCCUCAUUCCAUGCUCCCGAUCAGUCAUCACUGACCGCAAUGACGGCCAGCAGCAACAAUCUGCACUUGUUCGAGCUGGAUCCGGAGGAGCUGUACAGUGAUCUAAGCGACGAAGUGGGCCAGCUAAAGGCUGCUUUUGUGUACCAUCUAAAGCGUAAUAAUAACAUGGUAAAGACUAUUGUCGGGGAACUUUUGCGCGCCGUCAAUGAGCCCGACCCCAGCGGUGCACCCAUGGAUGCCUACAAGUUGGACAGAAUUGUCAUCACAAUUGCUGAAGACUUGGCCGAGGAUUUACCCAUUGCCGAUCCACGCUGGGAGGAGGCUUUGAGCGAUCACGAGGGCAAUCGUCAUGCAUUGGGCAGCUCACGCUCCAUGCAAAUCAUCCAUCAGCUGCGUGACAAAAUCCUUGCCUUCCAGCAUUUCGUUUCGUUUCUUCAUGCCAGCGGCGUUUGGGAAAAGCUCAAUGCCAUACCCUGCGGCAGCAAUGUGCUUAAGCCGACCAGCUUUAUUCUGUCCGACAUCAGCGAGAAGAUUGUGGCUGCCAUGGCACUGCGCUCCCUGCAGGCCAAGCUGCCGAAAAUCAUCGAAAAUGCCAUCGAUGCCACGGUUGCCAUGUGGGAUGAGAAGCCCAACGGCAGCCUCACCACCCAGGAUAUAUUCUAUGUGAAGCUGUGCAAGUUUCAGUCCGUAUUCGAGUCCCUGGCCGACUUGGCGGACACUCAAAUUUCGGCCCAGAGUCAGACCACUGUGACGGUCGCCCAAUUUCUCAAUGACAUUAAUUCCAUUGUACUGGAUACGCUGGGCCAAGUGUUUGGGCACCGCGAGCAGCAGGGCAACAACUUUACACCGCACAACGACAGACUUGCCGCCUGCGAGAACCUUCCCUGGACGGCCAUGGCGGGCAGUGCCGGGGUUCGGGAUACGCUCAAUCGCCUCAUAGAGCUCAGCAUGCGCUAUGGCGCUCAGUGCGUCAGCGAGACGGAGGUGAAGCAGAAGUUGUAUCAGCAAAUCUACGAGCUGGUGGACUUGGUGCUGGAGGGUCGCAAGAGCUACUUGGACAGUGUGCGAGGCUCGGAGAAGGCCAACGUAUUGCAGCAGCAAUUUGAGGCACAGCGCAGUGAACUCAUCUCAGUGCUGAUUAAGGAUCGCAAGUACGAAUACGCCGCCAAGUUGGCUGAAAAGUAUUUGGACUUUCAGAGUCUGGUACUCAUCUGCGACGAGACCAAUGACAAGGAGCGCUUGGAUGAUUACACGCGCAAAUACGAAGAGUUUGACUUCUCGCAGUUUGCCAUCAGCUGGCACUUGAGGCAGCAUCGGCACGGCGAGGUAUUCGAACGCUUCAAGGGCAACCAGUUGGCGCUGGCACAGUUCAUGCGCGACCAUCCAUCGCUGGGCUGGAUUCAGCUAAUAUUCAACGGCGACUACGAGCGUGCGGCAAAGGUGCUGUACGAGCUGGCGCAAAACGAAAAGGAGAUUGUGGCGCGCAAGAAGUCAAUGUUGUCACUGGCCAAACUGGCUGCUUUUGCGGCACCCGACUCCGAUCUGACGGCCCAAGUGGAGAAGAUAAAUGCUGAUCUAACGCUCAUCGAGUAUCAGUCGCAGCUGAGCCAUGACGUGCUACAAAACUUUGGCCUUGACCCAGUAGAACAGAAAGUGCUCAAAGCAGAGGAUAUAAUCGAUCUAUAUAUCGCGGAGGAAAACGACACCGCCACCGAAGCGGAGUUUGGCAAGGCCUUGGAGCUGCUGAGCUUUGUGGAGCAGCCCUACGAUCUGCGCCACAAGAUCUGGUGUGCGGCCAUACGCCGCGACAACUGGAUCGACUAUGACCCCAAUAAUGCCGUGGAAUACAUGCAGAAGCUGCUCUUCUUCAAAAUCAUUGAAAUCUCGGAGCUGAUGGGCCAGGAGAGCGACAACUUUCUGCCGCCCAUGGAGGAGUUCCUGGAGAGCACCGAGCUGGACGAGCUGCCGCAGAACAAGUCGUUCCAGUACCUCCUGAAACUGACCUACGAAUAUGUGGCCGACUUGUUCAAACAGCCAGACGACAUGGAAGUCUAAUUAUGCUGCCUGCCUACCCACAAGCAUUUACAUUUAUUAAAGUUUACGUUAAGAGUUCAA